Penicilliopsis zonata CBS 506.65 is the source of this 231-nucleotide messenger RNA. RefSeq lists its product as hypothetical. Gene Ontology annotation, biological process: anaphase-promoting complex-dependent catabolic process. The coding region runs from base 1 to 231 and encodes 76 amino acids. Lineage: Eukaryota; Fungi; Ascomycota; Eurotiomycetes; Eurotiales; Aspergillaceae. The record is from RefSeq and is a predicted model, not a curated record. The transcript has a single exon. Gene Ontology annotation, cellular component: anaphase-promoting complex.
AUGCUCCGUCGCAAGCCAACAGCUAUAACAAUAACCUCCGAAGAUCUAGCUAUCUUCGAAGAUUCACGACUUCACAAACUUUCACCCCAAAAUAACAACACUUCUAGCCACUCCAAAACGGCUUCAGGCGGUCUGCUUGACCCGAGCGACGAAUUGAAACCCCUUCCAGGCGAUAAAGCAAAGAUUGUUCGAUCUCGAGAGGAGAGAAUUGGGAUUAAUCGACGCACCUAA